Molecule: messenger RNA, 23956 nt
Organism: Amoebophrya sp. A120
Lineage: Eukaryota; Dinophyceae; Syndiniales; Amoebophryaceae
Source: the annotation of a GenBank genome assembly
AGAUGGUCUCCAAAGUUAGCUUUGUCCUUAGUGUCCCUCGCUAGAUAUUGCAGUCUGUGGCACGAGCGAUCGAUGAAAAACAGCCAAAUGUAAAACCAGAAGGAAGAGGAGAUAUAGUAGAUGUACGACAGGAAGCUUUUUCAGAAAAACCUCAAAAUUUGAGGAUGUUAUUUGUUCUUCUUCUUCCAUCCUUGUGAUGUUGUGCGGCGUCGUCUCGAAAUCAUAUUUUUUUUCCGACUCGGAGCGGCCCACCCAAGCCUGAAAAGAUGGCGCUCCAAUAUGGAGCAACUACUCCGGUACCGCCACUGCGGCUGGUGCAGACAACAUGGCUCUCCCCAGCAAAAAGCGACCAUCUCUUGGACGUUCAAGAGUGGAUGCCGAUCGCGCAGGGCAAACGAGCCGCUCGCUUUGUAUCCAACAGGACGUCGGGCCUACCGAGUGAGACUAUCAAAUGCAAACAUGUCUGGGUCUGGACGAAGAGUUCGUCCAACUUGUGAUGCAUAGUCUACCGGAUCACACAAACAUUGGUCUUGCUCUUGCAUGAGCUGCCCAUCUUUAAAUAAUACGUCUACGCCAGCAGUAGGGCAUUUCUCAUGCGGAACAGGCAUCAAACGGCCUGCACAAAACCUGUGAAGAUGUUGUUCCGAGCAUUAAGGACUAUCUGUGUGAUUUAGAAAAUGCAUAGACAAACAUUGGCAUUCUUGCAGACUCAGACAUAUUUGCAAUGCAUAAAGACUUAUUAUCGACCAGGACUCCGAUCCGUGGCCGCCGUGCGGGAGUCACGCGUACGAAUGACCACUGCGGCGAAACCCGAUAAUAAAAUAGGCGGAGGCAGCUCCAGCGGUGUAGAAGGAGCAGCAAGUAUUAUAUUAUUUACGAUGAUGAACUUCUCUGUUUUCGAUUUUUUUGCGCGCAAGAGUAGCGAUGGGAAUGGCAGUGUAGUUGUUGCACAUGAAUUUGCACGAAAAGGACAAGUUGCUGUUCUGCAUGAAGACCGUGUGCCCGACCAAGAUGUGCUUUCUGACAGCCACCCACCAAAAAAAUCAAAACAGGUUCAUCUUCGGCGGGCAGCAGCAUUAUGAGCUCUUCCACCAGCAUCCCCUCGUCACACGCGACGCCGCGGUCUUCCGAGCUGCUCAUUUGCGUCGUGUGCUACGACAUCCAAAAUGGUUGGAGCACGACGUUCGCCGACCACUACAAGCUGUUGACCCUGGCCUUCUAUCAAAUGCAAAUAUAGUGUCUGUGUCUGGAAGGUUGCAAGACUUCUUGUCUUGCAGGUUUUAGUAUUUCAUUGCGCGUGGUGAGGUUUGGCAUACAGGACCCAGCAUGACAGAUUCUGUGAGACCUGGAUCUCAUCUCCCAUGCCUCCCUUGCAUGAGAAACUGCCGCUAAACUUGGCCAAAAGUGGACGACUUUUGGUUGUAGUUUAUGCAACAGAGAUUUUUGCACUAGUUUUCCAGACCACUCAGAUACAUUUGCAUUGGAUACCUUUGUCGCCCCCGCAGAGGCCGGCGGCAUCCAGAGGACCACCGAGGUUUUCUGGACCCCAGAGUCGCAGGAGGAUGAAAGCGAAAUCGACCACUGCCUGACAAUACGCAUUGCACAUAUACCUGUGUCGGGAAGGUUGCAACUUGUGAUGCGGAUUCUGGAAUUAGAAUUAUCGGCAAUCAUUUGUGUUGCAUGAGGAGCGCCCUAAGCUGCUCGCUCCUUGCUACGUCGCAAAUGGGGAAUUACUAUCUAAACUGCAGCAGCUGGUCAAAAAUGCAUGCGAGGGGUAUGUUCGGGGGUAUGUUCGGGGGUGUGUCAGGGGUAUGCAAAUGGUAGUCAGUCACGACCUGAAUACAAAUUUUUGGCGAAAAAGCAACAGGUGGGGUAUAAACAUACCCCAGACACACCCCAGACACACCCCAGACACACCCCAGACAUACCCCAGACAGACCCCCGAACACACCCCAGGCAAAAAGUCCGAACAUACCCCAGACACACCCCGGACACACCCCGGGCAGACUUUCCGACACACCCCGGGCAGACUUUCGGCCACACCCCGGACACACUUUGGGACCUCGCCACGCGAGAUGCGCAAUGCCGGACUCCAGUUUGUCACGCGAGCCGCCAGCCUGUCGAGCUUCCCGGGCCCCGUGGGCAAGGCCCAGGGGCGAAAGGCGCCCUCGGUCAGCGCGGGGACCCAGCCCCCGCGUCAUGACCUGGGGGCCAGCUUCCUUUGGGCGCUUCCCGGACACCGUGCGGCCCAGGGGCAAAAGCUCUAGGUCAGCGCGGGGACUCGGUCCCCGCGUCAUGGCCUAGGGGUCAGCUUUGGGCGCUUCCCGGCCGGAAACUAACAGCGCGGCCCAGGGGCAAGAAAGCCCUAGGCCAGCGCGGGGACUCGGUCCCCGCGCCAUGACCUGGGGGCCGGCUUUGGGCGCUUCCCGGAAACUAGCCGCACGGCCGAGGAGCAAAAGCCCUAGGUCAGCGCGGGGACCCGGUCCCCGCGUCAUGACCUAGGGGCCAGCUUCGGGCGCUUCCCGGAAACUAACCGCACGGCCCAGGGGCAAAGGCCCUAGGUCAGUGCGGGGACUCGGUCCCCGCGUCAUGACCUAGGGGCCAGCUUUGGGCGCUUGCCGGAAACUAACCGCACGGCCCAGGGGCCGGCAAAAGCCCUAGGUCAGCGCGGGGACUCGGUCCCCGCGCCAUGACCUAGGGGCCAGCUUUGGGCGCUUUCCGGAAACUAACCGCGCGGCACAGGGGCAAAAGCCCUAGGUCAGCGCGGGGACUCGGUCCCCGCGCCAUGACCUAGGGGCCAGCUAUGGGCGCUCCCCGGAAACUAGCCGCACGGCCCAGGGGUAAAGGCGCUAGGCCGGCGCGGGGACUCGGUCCCCGCGUCAUGACCUUAGGGGCCAGCUGCUUUGGGCGCUUGCCGGAAACUAACCGCACGACCCAGGGGCAAAAGCCCUAGGUCAGCAAGGGGACUCGGUCCCCGCAUCAUGACCUAGGGGCCAGCUUUGGGCGCUUCCCGGAAACUAACCGCACGGCCCAGGGGCAAAAGCCCGAGGUCAGCGCGGGGACUCGGUCCCCGCGACAUGACCUAGGGGCCAGCUAUGGGCUCUUCCCGGAAACUAGCCGCGCGGCCCACGGUCAAUGCAAUAACCCUAGGUCAGCGCGGGGACUCGGUCCCCACGUCAUGACCUAGGGGCCAGCUUUGGGCGCUUCCCGGAAACUAACAGCACGGCCCAGGGGUAAAGGCCCUAGGUCAGCGCGGGGACUCGGCCCCCGCGUCAUGACCUAGGGGCCAGCUUUGGGCGCUUGCCGGAAACUAACCGCACGGCCCAGGGGCAAAAGUCCUAGGUCAGCGCGGGGACUCGGUCCCCGCGUCAUGACCUAGGGGCCAGCUUUGGGCGCUUCCCGGAAACUAACCGCACGGCCCAGGGGCAAAAGCCCUAGGUCAGCGCGGAGACUCGGCUCCCGCGUCAUGACCUAGGGGCCAGCCAUGGGCUCUUCCCGGAAACUAGCCGCACGGCCCACGGGCAAGGCAAAAACCCUAGGUCAGCGCGGGGACUCGGUCCCCGCGUCAUGACCUAGGGGCCGGCUUUGGGCGCUCCCCGGAAACUAACUGCGCGGCCGAGGCGCGAAAGCCCUAGGUCAGCGCGGGGACUCGGUCCCCGCGUCAUGAGCUACGGGCAAGCUCUUGGCGCUCCCCGGGAACUAACCGCGCGGCCCAGGGACAAAAGCCCUAGGGCAGCGCGGGGACUCGGUCCCCGCGUCAUGACCUAGGGGCCAGCUUUGGGCGCUUCCCGCAAACUAACCGCACGGCCCAGGGGCAAAAGCCCUAGGUCAGCGCGGGGACUCGGUCCCCACGUCAUGACCUAGGGGCCAGCUUUGGGCGCGCCCCGGGAGCUAACCGCACGGCCCAGGGGCAGAAGCUCUAGGUGAGCGCGGGGACUCGGUCCCCGCGCCAUAACCUAGGGGCCAGCUUUGGGCGCUUCCCGGAAACUAACCGCAUGGCCAAGGCGCAAAAGCCCUAGGCCAGCGCGGGGACUCGGUUCCCGCGUCAUGACCUCGUGGCCAGCUUUGGGCGCUUCCCGGCCGGAAACUAACCGCACGGCCCAGGGGCAAAAGCCCUAGGGCAGCGCGGGGACUCGGUCCCCGCGUCAUGACCUAGGGGCCAGCUAUGGGCUCCUCCCGGAAACUAGCCGCACGGCCCACGGGCAAGCAUUGCAUGCAAUGCAAAAGCCCUAGGUCAGCGCGGGGACUCGGUCCCCGCGUCAUGACCUAGGGGCCAGCUAUGGGCUCUUCCCGGAAACUAGCCGCACGGCCCACGGGCAAGCAAUGCAAAAGCCCUAGGUCAGCGCGGGGACUCGGUCCCCGCGUCAUGGCCUAGGGUCCAGCUUCGGGCGCGUCCCGGAUGGAAACUAACCGCACGGCCGGAGGGCAAUGCAAAAGCCCUAGGUCAGCGCGGGGACUCGGUCCCCGCGUCAUGAUCUAGGUGCCAGCUUUGGGCGCUCCCCGGAAACUAACUGCACGGCCGAGGCGCAAAAGCCCUAGGGCAGCGCGGGGACUCGGUCCCCGCGUCAUGACGUAGGGGCCAGCUUUGGGCGCUCCCCGGAAACUAACCGCGCGGCCGAGGCGCAAAAGCCCAUCCUAGGUCAGCGCGGGGACUCGGUCCCCGCGCCAUGACCUAGGGGCCAGCUUUGGGCGCUUCCCGGAAACUAACCGCACGGCCCAGGGGCAAAGGCCCUAGGUCAGCGCGGGGACUCGGUCCCCGCGUCAUGACCUAGGGGCCAGCUACAAAUCCGGCGCCAGCUUCUUCCUUUCAUCUGUUCUCUUUGUUCGCGGUAGGCCAACGGGUCUAGUGUGGGCAAACAGAGGGGCUCCGUCCGCAGAUCUGUCGCGGAUCAGGGGGCGCAGGCCACACAGAGACGCCGGGUUGCAGGGGCCUGCCUGCCCGGUGCCAUCCACCAUGGCCCCCGAACUCGUCCCAGACAAAUGCCGGAAGGUCGCCGCACGGGGACUCUGUCCCCGUGCUCGGACCUUGUUUCUCAUGCAGGAGAGUUGAGCUGGGCGCGCUCAGAUGGCACCCCGUCCACGAUUUUCUCCCGAUUUUUUUAGAUUUUUUUUUUUAAAAAAAAUUUUGAAGUCGAUGUUUGCAGGUGCGAAGUGGCCUGCUUUGAGAGCCUGCUUGUGACUGCCGUCAGUCGUAUCUCAGUACUACAUCACGCCAACAGUAUUUCAACUGCACUUGCCCGCGAGUCAUCACCUGUUUUUUUGGUUGAGAUGAACAUAUACAAUAGCUGCAUCAAUGCUUAGACAUAAAAAGAUCGUAGUGCUACUGUGUUCGCGUUUUUUUUUCAAGGAGUGGUGAUAGAUAUAGAGCUAGCUAGCACGCAAUCCCGUUUUUUUUUUACUGUACUUACACAAUUAUGUAUUUCAUCGUGAUCUGCACGUCGCCCGGGUCCGUCGUCUCGCCACUCCGCAUCGCCGCGUAGCAUUCCCGCCUCCACCGUCAGCUGUCUUUUUACCGCGUCCUCGUUGCGACUUCGGAACCCGCAAAACCCGAUUGUGAUUCAUGAUGUAGAGCGGGUCGAUGCGGGGAAAAAAAGCUCAACCUUCCGUAGAAGGGAGGAAAAAUCCACUUCCAUCCGUCGGCAGCAAGCAGCAGAUCCAACAGCACCACCGCUGUUUCGUCCGCAUCUCGACGUCCACUUUCCAGUCGUCCGCGCCACAACGAAGGUUGGCGUAUUCGCAAAUCCGCAUUCGCUCCACGCCGCCACCACAGCUCGUCCACGCUGCGAUAGGAACCACCUGAGGUUCAAAGUUUGCGAAGGCGGACGGAAGUUCCUCCGUCGUUCCAAAUCCGCACUCCAGCCUCCGCUCGUGGCUCCGUAGCAGCCAACUCCGCAUCGCGUCGUCGCAUCGCGGAUCCACAUCGCCGUUCGCAGGCGGAGCAGUCGGGCUCAACGCCGCAAUUCCGCUUUCCACAUCUCGCUGCCACCGCCGGUAAGUCCACAUCGCAGCUCCGCAUCCACUCCUGCCGCCGCAAAUCCGUCUACGCCGCCACGAGAACCACCAAAGGUUCAAGGGAAGCGAAGGUUGUCGUCGCGAAAUCCACAUCGCAGGUCCACCGCGCGGCUCCACAUCGCAGCUCGCCAACGCCGAUCCACAUCGCCGCUCCACAGCUCCACAUCGCAGAUCCACAUUCGCUCGCUCCACCGCAAAUCUCCGCUCACGCGGCGAUGGGAACCGAUGGGGGUUCAAAAAAUUCCAACGCUGCGGUCGCGGCGUCCACAUUCGCAAAAUCCACAGUCGCAUCUCCACAUCGCAGCCCCGUCGGCACUGAAUUCGCGGUGCAGCCCGACGGCCCGAUCCGGUGUGCUCGUCAGCACAAAGUUCAAACUACAUUCUAUUGUUGGCGUGAUGUAGUAGCAGGCUAUUUUACAGCGUAUGCUAAGGCACGACUAUCUUUUUCUAUAGUAAACACUACAGCCUCCCGAAUUUCUAUCCCGCCCGGGGAGGCGGCUUGCAUAAAGCACUGCACGCAUGCAACUGUCACACCGAUCGCGCUUUUCUUUACUCUGUAUAGUCGCACCGAUAUUACACAUGCGCUUCUGGUUCAUCACCGACUUUUCAUUUGUAUGCUGUGAUCUACACCGACAACGUUCUCACCGACUUGUGCAUUCAUGUCUUGCAUCGUGUUUCAUCAAAGUUUGUCAUGGGCAACAAGUAGAACAUUAUGUAGAAAAGAUGGAAAAAAGCAGCAACUAGCUGGACGUCGACUCUAUAACUAAACUUUAAUUUCCCCCCUCCUUCUGUAGAUGGUUCUGCUUGAACUCAAGUAGAACAUUUCUACAAAGGAGGAAUUUUACAUUUGCGCCAACAUCUCACACAUCCACCAUAACAGAGUUGUUUUUGAUAUAUUAUACAGAAAAAUUUUACAUAUUAUUUUUGAUUAACAACUCUGUUCCCGCUCCUAUUUACGUGUUGAGCUUUAUUUAUUAUUCCCUCCUCCACGUGUGAGACUGUUGGAUAUGGGCCUCCUGCCAGUAGGAACAGUGAGUUCUUUACGAAAACAUUGAAGCCUACAAAUAUCAUUAAGUCCCCGACAAAUUGAUUCACUGACUGACUUACUGGUCCAUACUUUUACUAUUAUGUACUUGUGGCAAGAUGAAACUGUGCAUUUUCGAAGUAUAAAAAGUACGAAACAAUAAAUCAAUCAAAACCUAGUAAAAGUUGCUUGAGUAGUAUCCUCUGGUCGAUCAAACCGACGGUGAUGAAGCAGCAAAUAUUGGUAUGUAAAGUGCGACUAUUGCAAACAACUUUCACGGCCAAAAUUAUCCGUCCAACUACUCAUCCUCAUCAUCGGAUCCGCCCGCGACCGCGUUGUUGGCAAUGGGGGCGUUCUCGUUGGCCUGCGCACCACCCGGCACGUGCAACUGGAGGUUGAUUCUGCGUCUCUGGGGCGCGGGCUGAUUGGCGUUCGCACCGGCCGGGUCGGCACCGUUCGGGAUCUGGCGGGUGAUCUCACGCCAGAGCAAUUGCUUCUGGGCGGGAAAGAGAAAACUGAAUGGCACCGUCAUACUGUUGUAAGCCUGGUCGGACUCCUGGUACGAUCCUGAUAUUAUUUUUGGCUUGAUGUUGUAGAUGCAGUUUCGCAUAGUAUUAUGCUCAUUUUUGCUUUGCAUAAACCAAUCUGUCUUGCAUGCAGUAGGUCGUUCUUCUAAUUGCUUACAACCAAGAAAUUUUCUGUGCGUAUACCGUUCGCCAAAGCGAUCCGCAACGGACCCUCCUCCAACUCCUGCAUGCGGCGGACGAACUUCUCAAUCGUCUCACUCAACUUCUCCUGGUUGGACGGGUACUCGGUGAACAGGCGCGCUUCCAAAUCCUCCUUCAUCGCUAACAUGGUGUUGGCGCGGUCGGCAUGCUCCUGGUGCGCACCACCGGUGUAGCAGUUGCACAUCUCGCGCAUGAUCUCGUGCAGGGAACGCCAGCGGUUGCGGGCGGGAAAGCGGAUUCCACCCAAGAAGGCGUGCAAGUCGAUCAUCUCCUGCUGCGAUCCGCGGUUGUCCCAGUCAUGCAAGAAGUCAAAAGCGGUGCCAAUGGCCAGGAUGCGGUUGUCGAGGUCCCGCAGUUGCCCCUCCACGCGGGUCUGGUCCAUGGUCAACAAGUAGCGGCGCAAGGCACCAUUGUACUGCUGCGUGAAGUUGCCGGGCAAUUUGGUGUAGUACAACGAGGUCGUGUUGGUGUAGGCGUCGUUCAAACCGAUCAAAGUGGUGAUGACCGGGUGCGGCUGGGGCAGGUUCAUCCACUGGCGGAUAGUGUUGACCAUCUGACGCAUCAAGCCCUGGAGAUUUGCAUUGUAGAAAUUACAGACGAAACUAUACGACAAUAAAGCUGGCACUUCAGUAUCAAACUUGUUAUGCAGGAAGAUUCGUUUUUCUAUCAACCAAUAAAGUUCGCUCUCUCGGCUCGUGAUAGCUCUCAACUCAAGCAGCAUGAAAAAGUAGUACCAAAUCAUGGAUCUCCGGCUGGGGGGGCACCUCUCCCUGCGCGCGCUUGAUCGCUUUCAUCGCCAUCUCCUCAGCACAACGCGAAGUGUCGAGCGCGCGGGUCAAGUCAGCCUUGCUAUGCUAUGAAAAAAACCUUGGAGCAACACACUGUUUUCCUUUCAAAAGGUGCACGACGGGUGCAUUCUUCGACUUUUUUAUCACUUCUUCUUGCAUUUCCUCCACUGUAUUUUGACGUCCUGUUCUCUUGGUACUUUUACAGUGCAGCACUUUCUUUUUUUCAAGUCCCAACCACGCGAACUCAUGAGCAUAGCAUGCAGAGUAAAAUCUGAAAGAGAAAACAGUGCUUUGAGCCAAGGUUUUAUCUUUGCAUCGUCGUACACGGUGAACUGGGCGUUACCGGUGCGCAAGAAGGUGCCGAGCUGAAUCUCCACCUGGACCAACAGUUCGGCCACGGCGGCAGCGCGGAGCAUCUGAUGUGGAUUUGCAGUAUGAAAUGCAACAUGCGUGCUCAUCGUUUCAGGAUAUGUUUCUUAUCAAUAUUGGAUGCUUUGUUCGUCAUCUGCGCUACACAGUAGUUCUGUCAUGCAUAGAAGCUAAAAACUUUGCUUCGUCAGUUUCCGACUACGCAAUACACGACUCAACCGAUGAAUCGCGCUCAUUUUGCAAAAGGCACAACACUAUAUACGUCCAUCGCCUUCUCCCAGAACAACUCCUGGAGCGUCUGUCCGCCGUUGACGGGGGCACCCUGCAGCAAUUGGGUGGUGAUGGCGUCUUCCAGCAAAGACACCUGCUGCAGCUCGAUCGCAUUGCUGAUCAUCAUCAUGUUCUCGCGGAUCUCGGGCAUGUUGUUGUUGCCGGACACGAACGCGCGGGCCUGCGCGUACGCCCUGUUUUUUAUUGUCAGAAUGAUGUAUCUCAUGAAAUUACAGUUGCGUUUUUCUGUGGCACUGAAGCAUGAUUUCAAUGGACCGACGUAAGAUUACGAUGUGAACAGCAUCACUUUAUCAACAAAAACACACAAAUAUACCAGUCGCGAAACUGGACCAAGGUCCGGGGCUGGCGGGCCGCGGUCCGCUGGAAGGCACCACCCUGAAACAAAGCGAUGAUUCCCGCGCGCUCCACUUCAUCACGGGCUUCUGGGUGGCGCAUUAAACCGCACAGACGAUCGCACACGCCGAGAGCACGUAACCCGUUGGCCUCAUCGGUCAGGGAGGCAAAUCUCCCCUGGAGAUGGACCUGAGUCGUGGUUCUUGACCAUGAUUUCCACUUCAAAUGGCAGUUUUGUCAUGCAGAAAUCCAUAUUUCACAAAAGCAUCAUGCGAUUGUCAUGUCGGUCAAGUUUGUGAUGCACAAGUUCCAAAAUUGAUGUAGUACUGCCACACGACGUUCUUGUUCGAGCGUAGUAUGAUUGAAAUCGGCCCUUCCCAAACGGGCCGCUUCGCGGGCGAUGAUGUCGGUGCGCGUGAAGAGCACGAUCUGACGCACCGCCGAGGGCAACGCGGCCAUGGACCUGGCGAUGACGGCUUCGUGGGCCAGUUCGAGGUUACCGAUCUGGGCGUCAGUCAGGGUGGAAAGGUACUGGACGCGACUCAAAAAUUAUGCAAGUUGCAACUCUAGCUCAGCACCUCAGCCGCGUCAUGCAUGCCUGGCUACUUCAAAAAUGCAAAAGCGCAUGACAAACUCAUAUGAUCAGAUAUGCUAUUUCACAUGCAUUAAGCACGUAGUCGCACAGUUGGUCGAGACCAAUUUGCAUCAUAGUUAGCAUGACAAAGCAGUAGUGUAAGGUGCUGAGCUAGAUAUUGCUACCAUAUCAGACGGGUCCGCAUGCGACCUUCCUGACGCCAGAGGGCACCCAUGGCAGCGACAUGAUUCGCGUCUUGCUGUAGUGGUAAUUUUUUUGAAUUUACAGUAUGUCUUUUUCACAUCAGCAAGCGUCUGCCCAUCCAUGAUAAAGGCAUUCUAUGCAUGACAAGUUCAAAAAUGUGUACCGGCAGAGCUGCGUUCUGCAGAAACUCCUGGGCGACCUCUCCAGUGGGGUGACGGGCCAAUCUGUUUGCCAUCUUGACACGCUUUUUUUUUCAAAGGAAGAACUCUCCACAAAGGAAGAACUCAAGAAGUAGUUGGCUACGGGUUUUGUGUUGAUGAAGAUGAUGAAAAGCAAGUAUUAGAUGGCGCGCGUCAGAAAUUCAAAAUUGUAAAGUGAAAGUAUCCAAACAACAUCAAGAUCAUCAAAGCAACCACCUUUUUUUCUUCACAAUUACCACUGUCAAAGUGAGAUCUCAGAUCUAUCCCAUAACUUGAACUACAACAACAACAAUCAUCUCAUUCUAGGCACUACAAUGCACUGCUUCAUCUCUCACAAAAAAAAACAAAACAAAGAGCCGACUUAUUUGAUGAUGUCAGCACGUUUUUACCAAGUACUAUGUGUGCUGAAGCUUACGACACGACAACGCCAUCAUCGACGCCGAACUCACACAAAAAAAAACCUUGCUUUACUUCUGUAUUGUGCGCGCAAUUCUACCUCUAUGACAUACUUGCAUGCUGUGCUAUAUCAACUCGAGAAGUGCCUUCUUUUUUUAUGUAUGUUCCACUACUUGCAUGUGCAGUCUGUCAUGCUUCUUGUAUGUCAAUCCAGCGUACUCAAUUUAUGACAUGCACUUCGAAGUCUACUAAUUUGUCAUGCUGUGUAUCACAAAGCAGCAGUACUAUGCUGCUUCAACUUCCCAUGAAGAGUUGCGCUAUGUCCCUAUGUGUAUGCAUGAUGCUACUACUGUGUGGUUUUACUGUCACGCACUACGUCCAUCUACAGGUACACUGUUUGUAUUACAAGUUAUGUACUUUCACACGAAGUAAGGUCGUUCUACGCAGUUAAGAUUGUGCAAAGUUGUCAACGCUUCUGGCUUAUAUAUAGGUCUUUUGCGCGAUGCUAAAGUCUACAGCUGUUCCUAUGUAAUAUUCAAUUUGUGCACUAUAUUCUACUACUUGCAAUGAAACUACUGUCAGGUACACCACUAUUCUACACGGCUGGCCAUCGGUAACUCGGACAAGAAGGCGAAGGUCAUGGUGCAGAUGGUCAACGCGUCAUGGUGGUGAUCUAGGGCUCGCAGGUAUCCGUUCGUCCAUGGUGACCAUCUCCGUUGCCGCAUGACCGCGAGGGUGAAGUAGUCGUGGUGGGCCAAAGUUCGAUGACCAGCCGUGAAGUUACUAUAUACUACUUUACUAAGCUUUUCUUGUUCUAGUAGUGCUCUUUUUGACACCUUCUACGCAUUACAAAUUGACGUUUUCUUGUCUACUUAAGGCUACAUUUUCUGAUAUCCUUUAAAAGUGACGACUUUUCCUCACAAAAAGUGAUCACUUUUUCUGCUCAAAAGUGAACUCGAAAAAUGAGACGUUUUGCAAAUUUGACCUCGAAAAAAAAGUCUCCUGAUUUUCUAGAAGGUGAACUCGAAAAAGUCUCGCGAUAAUGGAGAAUAUAAGUAGGACGUGAGUCCUUUUUCUAGACUUUUUUUUUGACUAUGCAGAUGCAAAAGGUGACUUCGAGGAGGAAAAGCGAGAGACUUUUUUUUGUGCUCAAAAGUGAUCACUUUUGAGCUCAAAAAAUGACCACUUUUUGUGAGGAAUAGUUGAGAUUUCCUUUGAGAGAUGAAUUGUGCAAUAAAUCAAUGCUUUUUGAACCUGAAACUGUGCAGAAUAUAAGUGUGCUCAACUACAACUUGAGGUGCCCGACCACCUUCACUGGGCCGGCACUUGGGACGCCGAUUCUGCGAGCACAUCAUGCUGUUUACCCGCACCUGCAGCAGCCAUCUUUGGCUGCUUUUUGGUCUUGGCCUUGAUCCUCUGCUUCUCCACAAGGACUUCGGCGAUUUCCAGGUAUUCUGCGUCGAUCUUCUGGAAAUCCAACCACGACGUAGUCGACUUUCCGGGCGAGAGGUACUUGUAGGUCUGGUCAGAAAUGUGCAUCAGAGCGUCGAACUCCUUCUGCCUGGUAGCGUCCUUUCCAGCACGUUCGGCGGCAAAAGCACGGAUCUCCGAGGUGUAGGCGGCGUACUGGGACUUCAAAUCCUCCAAAUCAUCUUCGGUGGACUGCGGUUCGUACUUGCUGUUGGAGCUGGCUUUUUCGCAGAUGAUACGGCACAUCACGGCCCACCCGUUUUGGAGGCACUCGACCCAAAGGGGUCCCUCUUUCUCGCCAAUCACCAUGCUCCUCAUGGGCCUCUUCGUCGACUGGCACUUCAUGUCCAGGUAGGGGUGGACGAGGAGCUUUUUCAUGUUGUUCGCCAGCUUGGUGUCCACGCACUUCAUGCUCAGUCGGACAGCAUCUCUUCCGGUUCUCUUGCGGUCAAACACCGUCGACGCUUCGAUGCAUUUCCACCCUUCGACUCUCGUUGCGAAGAGACGAUUAGCAACCUUCUGUCGCUCCAGCUGAUGCAGUGCGUAUUCCUUGCUCGAGAGGUGCAUCUUCGCCGUCGCAGAAAGGGCAGUCAUGCCCUGCGUUUCCACCUGCGUUGAAGCCUGCGUUUGCGGUUCCUCCACGACGAUCUUGUUCGUCUUUCGCCACGUUUCCGCAUGGACGUCAUCCGACUGUAGUGGCAUUGCUACCAUCUUGUUGUCGUCCAGAACCCAGAUCUUGUCGGUCGAUUUCGGCGCGGUCAAAGCCAGCAUCGUAGGCUGCAGAAACUUCUCCAAGUUGUCCUGCAUUUGGGCUUUCUCGCUAUUGCUAGCGGAGGCCCACCCUUCCCUGAGCACCUUGUCCUCCUCCUUUCCCGCCUUGGUCCGCUGCUGCCGGUACGACAGGUUGAUCCGUUCUCCACAGAACAAGCACGCUUUGCUUCUGCCGUCCUUUACGUCGACUUUCAUCGUGUACAUCGGCCCGAGUGUAUCCCGUGAAAAGCAUUGAAGCUGCAAGCCAAGCAUUACUACUAUGCAUUAGAUAUUUGCAUGAAAUAUGUAAAGGUUUUGCGCACAAGAAAUCAAAUUUUGUAAUGCAACAGUCAACAUUUGUGAUGCUUGUCAUGUAGCUUCAAUGUUUUGGUUGCAUACAUCGUAUCCAGGUCGUAUUCGGUGCCGCGGUCGUCGGAGUACAAGUUUAUCCAGGUCAUUCGCAUCCUGCACUGCCACCACUCCUUUCCCGGAUCUUUCUGCAGUGCUAAUUGCACCGCUUUGAACGAUGAUGGAGACAGCACCACGUCUGAAAUGAGGAACGUGUGCAUUUCCCCCGACGGACGGUGCUUGUACUGCGUUAUGAAGAAUGGCGACAAUAACGACGACACGUCGUGCACCCCCUGCAGUACCGGCAUCGCGAUGUUGUCGUCUUCCCCAACUUCGUCUGCGUCUUCUACCAGCAGUUCGUCGUCGACUAUCGAUCGCAACAAUCUUAUCCUGCGAAGAAGGCCAAAGUUUUUGUAUGCAAGCAUGCGAAGCUUUCUGUUUCUUCGCAGGAUAAGAUUGUUGCGUUUCGAUAGCAUCAUCAUCCGGCUCGGCGAGGUUCAGGUGAGCUAGAUCACCGGGUUCGAUUCCAGCAGCCUUCUUCUCUUGUCGCAGCGAUUUCAGCUUACCGCGCUUCGCCCGGAUGAAACGCGAUAUCAGCACAGCAGAAGCCGGUUUAACUUUCGCCCGCACCGUCACCUCCGGCGGCUUUUCCACUGUAAUCAGCUGGUUGGUUCUGUUGCACAUAGCGGGUGCAAGUUUUCGAUAGUCGCCGUCUUUUGUCAAGUACUUUUGCAGCACUCGUUCCUGCGCCCCUUCGUAGUACAGUUUCUCGCGGUUCACGACAGCAAAUUCCCGGACUUCUUCCUCCUCUUCUUCGCUUUCUUCGGCAUCCUCAUACUUCAGCUCCGCCGCUAGUAGCUCCUUCUUCUUAUCCAUUUCCGCUGCGAUGAUGGUGUAUUUCGCUUUUUCGUCGUCGUCCUUCCAGGAAUUCAAUUUGUGACACUUUUCUAGCACGUCCGCCGCUGUCAUCUUCACGUCUUCUUCACCGUCCUCCCACUGGUCUUCCCGUUUCGCAUCUAUCGGUCGUGUGCAGGCGUAGUGCCGUUUCGCUGCGGGUUCGCCGGUAUCGUCGUCUUCUUGAUCCGGUAGCAAGUACGGCCGGUAUUCCUCUUCCACCACCGAAGCCAUGUUUUGCCAGUCCUUUCUGUUUAGCUGCGCGUCCGGUCGUAUGCGUUGAAAAUAUGUAACAUAGCCUCCUGCAAGUAAAAAUCAAAACUGAAAAAGCACUGCAAUUUGCAUGCAAAAAGUUGCGUUCUCAUCAUGUCGUUGCACAGAUUCGUCAUGCCUUAUGUAGUAUGUGGCGCCUUUUCAGAAAAAAACCUGUAAUGCAAGAAAGCUAUGCUACACAUUUUCACUUCAUAACUCCGGGGAUACUCUUGGUUCCAGUCUUGCGCCGCUUCGUAUGCCACUUGUAACGUCCACCCCGUUUUUCGCAGUUUUUGGUGCUGCGGUUGGCAACUUCGAGGUAUUCGGUGAGGGAUUUCAUCUUCGCUUCGCGGAUGUUCUGCGGCAGAUUCCGCAUAUACCGCUGUACAGAAUGAAGCGAUAUCGACCCGGGAUCCCCUUGCGUGUACACGUCGAGCUUGCACUUGUCCAACUGCUCCAUGGCCUUCUUCAGGUCGACCCGCGCGUUCCCCAACCAUGUCUCAUGCAGAUCGCACUGCCCGUCGCGAUAGAGAAGAAUACAGCGGGAGAUGAUGAGGACGUGUUGUGCAUUUAUCCGCGCCAGCUCUAUCUGUUUUGCAUUUUAAUUCUAAAUAUGCAUUUCAACAGUCCUCGUGUCAUGCUGGAAAAUGUGCAUGACAAAAUGGAAAGGUUGUUUUAUUCUAUACCAGUUCAAGUUGCGCAUCCGAAAACGUCACACUUCCGAUCCCGAUGCCGCACAUCAAAAACGCCAGAUCAUCCAGCACUGCCUGUUUGUCGCUGAAGUAGUUGUACGUGCUGACGAGAUCCUCCCGAAAGGUUUGCUUCAAUGCCGCCCGCCCUUUUUCCCGAACAUUGCUCCGCAGCAUGCUACCAUUAUAACGCUCGAUGGGGCGUAUCAAGUGAAGCAAAAGCCAACUCGUCACCAGGAAGAGGAAUUGCGUUCCUGAUUUUGUUAUGAGUUGAAGAUGUAAGUUUGUCAUGCUGGAUUGGCAAAAAUGCAUGAUUUUUGCAUGAGAAAAAAUGUGCAUUUGCAUGCUUUUCUACCAUGCACUUUGUGGAACCGUCGAUGCAUGGCAAUAUUAUGUAUUUGUAGCACCUGUCUUGUUGCGCAUGUCCACCGUAAAACCAUGCUCCAAGAUUUUCUCUUGGCCGAAAGAAAUUCUUUCGCCCAGUCCCGUAAAAAUUCUUCCUAGGAAGAACGCGGUCGCCAGGGAGAGCUGCGUCAGACACGACAUCACCGUCAGCCAUCGUGUCCAGACCGGACAUUUGAAGCCGCGGUACAGACAAUGCAGCGCUCGCAUGCAUUGAUGCUUGCUGUUUCGCGGGAUGACGAGCAACUUCUGCCGCACACUGCAGUCCCGGAAGAAGUCUUUUUUUUUCGUGUCCAUCGGUAGGCGGUCCAAGAAAGCACACAGCUUCUCGUCUUUGGGUGGUUUCUCUCCUUUGUCCCACGGAGCGAGCCAUUGCUCCACCUGGUCGAGGCCGUUGUGGAUCUUCUCCUGCAGCAGCUUGAUGCUGUGAACCUGGAUGAUAAAUAUAGAAAACAAUGUUGAUGCGCAUAUUAUUUCAUUUGUCAUGCGGAACGUCAUAAAAUUUGUCAUGCAGAAACGAAGCAAAUACUGCGUGGCUAUACCUGUAACCAAAGCCUUUUUUGCCAACCAACCGGGUCGAGGUUCAUCAUCCCCAGGUAUAGCUCCGCAACCUGCUUCGUAACAAGGGCGGUUUGAUGGACUUUACAGCGUUGCGUCCAAAGUACAACGUCGGACAAGUACUUGGACGCCAUGAACAGGCCCCCGACAUAAAACAAUGUCGGGAUUGUACUACCGCCGGAGUCCGUAACCGGCGACCAUACUUUGAUGGUGUUCUGCGACCAGUUACUGAAAAAAACUUCCGGCGAGUGAUACGUCCAUAACUGGUCUGCCACCUCAAAAGCUUCACUGUACCCCCGGAAUGCUGAUUUUUGGUUUUGUUGUCGUGGUCCAAAAUCGUAGCUCGAUGGGUACAUCACAGUAUGUGAUGGCAGGAAGACGGAGCCCAUUUUGUCGAUGUUGCCACAGCAAAAAGUUAUUGCCACCAUGCUGAUCAUGACGUGGGCAAACACUUUUAUUUUUCCGCGAGUGCUAUUCUCGAAUAGCAUGUUUUGGCACGUAGUGCCAUCUAUUUCGACUCGAUAAUGUACGAGGGAAAGCCUGCUGCUGUCGUUGAAGUAGGUCUGGCUGAACUCGAAACACGUCUCGACCAGCAGUGCGGCUAGUUUCCACAACUUCCUCGGAGCGAGGUACGACUGCGAGUUGAAAAAGGCCGCGUGCUCCUCCUGUUUUUCGUUCUGUUUCGCCGCCGCAUCUUCUUCUUGCUUUUUUGUCUUCGGCGCCUGGUUCUUCUUCACCAUUUUCCUACUCCGUGUUGUUACGCCGAAAAACUGGUGCGGAAACACAAACGACGGCGGAAGAACAGGACCGCGCCAGUAGAUGCGGAUGCAGUUGUUAUUAUAUAGCUUUACUUAGAUGGGAUUGCGUGCUAGCAAAUUAAUUAUUUUAUCUUAGGUAUGUGGGUAUUGCUUAGUUUAAAAAAAAAACCUGCCUGCUAGUAGGAGAAUAGAAUAUGCAUUUUGUAUUUCCAAAAAAAAAUACUUGCGUUUCCCCGUUCUCGUGCUGGCACUCUUCCGCAGCCCUUCCCUCCUGAUAGCGCAGCCAAAAAAUCUCUCAGCCUUCUCUUCUCACACAAAAAAGCAGCUCGUUUGGUAUUUCGAAAAAAACGUCGCUUCUUGCAUGACAAAAAAAUUACCGAACACUGCCUGCAAUUAUUGCAGAUGUAGUUGCAGUUCGCAGCCGCUUCUCGGCGCAAGAUGUUACUCGCAGCGACACUGCGAGCGCUUUUGUUUUGUGUGUAUCUCCCACCGCCCGGUCGCGCUACCACUUUCCUACCGCUGCCUCUUCUACCCGCGCCGACUGCUUGCCCGGUUCUAUUCUGCAGAGGAAAGUUCUUGUUGCUAUUCACGCGAACGCGAACAGGUGCAGUUUCGUUUCCCUUUUUUACAAAAUAGCCGACUAUACACAAGCCCGCUACAGUUAGAAAGGAAAAUCGAUAAGCUCUUUUGCCGUACUACAUGAUCGUCGUGCUAUGCAUUUCGAAAUGCAUAGCACGAUGAUCAUCGACAAAAGACUUUUCGUUUUUCUCUUCAGCCUUCGAAGUAGCAGCUCUGUAAAAGUCCUCCGCUGUGUGCAGCUGUAUCUCAAAACCGAAUACACGAGGGUCGACGGUAUUAUUUGGCUGCGAAAGUUCGCAGCCAAAUAAUCGAGUAACAGCUGCACGUUGAUCAGUACUAUUUUAUUUGCGCCGCACAUCCGCGUAUGGAUUGUUGUGUGUCGUGAUUACUCAUCGACACACAAGAAUCCAAACCUGGGCGCUAUGCUACGAAAAUAGUACUGAUCGCAUCGCGGAAAAAAAACUUGUCGCCGAGAAUCGAACCGGCGAUCGCAAAAAGGGUGAAAAGGGACUGAGACAAACAACUCGGCCCCUUACCCGCUCGGCCAAACGGCCGAGCGGACUGCAUCGGUCAUCGACCUCGGAGACCCUAUCACAGCCCAAUACGGGCUGUGUACGUUGUCGACAUUUUUGAUCAUGCGUUUCCGCAUGAUAAACUGCUUUGAGCGACACGACGACAGCCAAGUCGUCUGUCGCGAUAGAAGUAUAGUGCCGGGUUUCGAACCCGACCUCGCGAAGGGUGAAAAGGGACUGAGACAAACAACUCGGCCCCUUAACCGCUCGGCCAAACGGCCGAGCGGACUGCAUCGGUCAUCGACCGCGGAGACCCUAUCACAGCCCAACACGGGCUGUGUACUUUGUCGACAACUUUGAGGAUGCGUUUCCGCAUGGUAUACUGCUUCGAGCGAUACGACGACAGUCGCGUCGUGUGUCGCGAUAGCAGUAUAGCGUCGGGUUUCGAACCCGACGCUAUCGACGGCCAAAAGGAACUGACGGAAGCAGCUAGAUCGCUAUUCCGCAUGGUAUGGUGGAGGAUCGACAAGUCGAAUGACCACCAUACCAUGCGGAAUAGCAUCGAUGCAGCAUACCAUGCAGUUUCGACCAAAAAAAUGAGAUGAGAAGGCGAAACCGCUAUAGAAAUGCACCUAACGACGUGAAUAGCAACUUUGUUUCCAAUGCAAAGUAGACCGUUUUUUUCCAAAAUUUUUCAAAAAAAAAAAAUCUCAAAAAAUUGAGAGAAAAUCAGAUGACUUUUUUCAUCUGAGGCGCCCAGCUCAAGGAGAGGCAUCUAGAGUCCUGCAAAAACCUUGUAAUGCUUUUGAUGCUUGCAUCUACCUGAGAGACCAUUUACGUGACCGUGGUCCAAAAGAUGCAUGACAAACAAGGGCACUUUCCUUCCAGACCAAGACAUAUUUGCAGUUGAUAGACAAUCCUGCCGUACGGCCUGGACUUUUGUGGAACACUGCAACCGCGUCUGCAGGAACGGUUGCAACGGUCCGUGACCAUCACGCGAACGCAGUCAACCCCGGUUGGCAAGAUUGCCGCUCACCGCCUGCAGCCGCUCUUCGACGACCUCGCGCUGCAGCGAGCCACGGACGAGGUCAACACUUACAACACCUGGACGCACUGGGCACAGAAUUUUCUGGACUUGGCGGGUGACGGCAUUGACACGAUCUACAAGGAGCAGGUGGACGGCGCGAUUCACAGCUCUUUGAGUAACAUUCAAAGUGCCCUCGGUAAAUACUCAUUACCGGGCCCGGGGUGAAGAUGCCAGGCCUGCAGUCACUGCUCUUGAUCCACUGAAGGGUUGCAUCCUCUAAUCUAAUACAGACAUCGUGGCGCCAGUCGUGUGUAGAAGACGCUGGGCAUGCAUGUUUGUUGAUACUCCUUCUUGCAAAAAAUUAAAUCUAGUGUUACAACCGCCUUCCUUGUGUUUCUUUGCUGGAUGGUGGUAGACUAGAUUUUUCAUGAUCUUCACAGGGAAGCUCGUCUAAUACGGAGCAUCAAGUAGUCGUGAUUUCAAAAGAACCGGACCUGGACAUGAUAUUUUUACUUCUUCAUAAGAAAAUACAACUCGUACGUGGUGUUCAGCGAAAGCAGCUUCCAGUCGUUUUACCGGACCCUCAUCGUCGAACUGCUCGCGGUAUUGCUAGUGGCUCUCUCGAAAAUUACUCAUCCUUCCGACGGUUUCUUUCAGUAUUUUCAAGUUGCAUUCUCUCCUAACUAGACCUCUACGACUGAAAAAAACGACUAUUCAGGUUGGAGACCCGCUUGAGCGACAGUUUUUCGUUGGACGAUCUUGUGGUCACGACGCCGGUGGAUCUGCGCUGUCGAUGCCGAGCCGUGGCGGGGCUGAUGACCAAGUCGCCAACUCCGCGGCCCCGGGGCCGAAAGAUGCUGGUACUUAUUAACUGUGAUAAGUACGCAUUUGAAUACUGUUUCAGCGCUGGCACAAAGUAGUAUGAUUAGGACGAUGCUAAUGGCAGCAUGCAGGACUUCUUUUGUGACGUCCCGUCGCCCGCAGAAAAAACCUCUUCAGAGAUCUUGUUUUGCGUUGUCAAUAAACCAGGAAAAACCGCAUAAACCAGGUUCGGGUCCCAGAAGCAUCAGCGAGGCUACCAUCACAAAAUCCUCUGUCGAGUCCACACAGUCUCUCGUCCGCGCGGGACUCGACAAGAAAGUGCCCUUCAUAAUCAACCACGGUGACCGUGUUUGGAAAUUACGCUUGGAUCUUGGAGUGACGUCGACAGAUGCACGGCUGCACAAGGAAUUUUUCUGUAUAAAUGAUUAUCUGUUUCAACACACGUUUUGCUUGCUUGAUAGCGAUGCAUUUGUACACCAAACAUUUCAAGAAAGGAUUAAGUAGCAGGUCAUUUCAGGGGAGCAAUCUCUCUAGUACAGAAAUUUCUUGUUCUUGCGAUUCUUGAUUGACGGAAACAGGUCUUAUGCGUCGGAUCUCGAAACAUUUUGUUUUUGGGACGGGGGCCCCAGCGAAGACUACGGAUUCAGAUGCUGGCAAAGACACGAUCAAGCAGGAGAAAAUCCGUCCGCACGACAGCAUUGGCAUUGUCGUCCGGGACAGGACUGACGGCGACGACAAAAAGUUUCUGAACGCGAAAAAGGUCUCAGCGGCGUUGCCAUACGGUACAGAUGAUAAGUAACCGUUCUCUUUCUCUUCAGCGGGCGUGUCAUCUGUGGACACAACCAAAUCGAAAGACGGGUGUUUCACUUUUUUUGCAUGAACUUUGAGAUUAAGUUAGUAGCCCAAUGACAUCCUAAGGUGCCUUUUGCAACUUUCUAUCUGACAUCAAAUUUACCAAGAAUUAGAAUACUUCAUCUUCGUAUAUUCUCAGCCAGUGUCAAUUUACUAGGCGUGUCGGUGGACUAGUUGGUCAUGUUUAUUUAAUGCGUCAUGUGCUCCACCACGAGAAGCAGCUUGUACCUUGUAUGGCAUACCAGGUACAUUUGUAUUUGCGUGUGCUCUGCUCACUUGAUGAAUAUGUAAUGCGAAAAAUCUGACUGAUUCUGAUAGAUUUGGUGCAAAAUCUCACAGCCCAAGCGCUCGGGUCUUACGCGUGGAAUAGCUCGCUGGUGCGCUUCGUGCCAGGGACGGAGCUGACCGCGGGGGAUCUCAGCGACCUGCUGGAGGCAGUCUCGGCGCUCCCACCCGCCCUCUUGUCGGAGGUCGAAGAAAUUCUAGUCGACCCAGCUCUUUGCGAGCUGGACUGUACCCACUGCAAAUAUAUCUGGAUCCUCUGCUGGAGAGGUGGAACUUGUAAUGCGCACUUCACAGAACACCAAAACCUCUCAUGCAUAGACAGCGAACGCUGCUCGCUUUUGUCACUGGAAAUAUAGGUAGGCAAUCUGAUAGGCGGAUUAGGCAUCUACGGCGCGCCUUCUCAACAAAAACAUUAGUGCUAGACCUUGCAUGCCAGACCUUCUGAGUCGUGCUCGUGGAAAUCGAAAUGGAAAAAUAAGAAUAACAACAUGACAAAAAUUAACAUCUGCAUCCUUCCAGACCCAAACAAAAAGAUAUUUGCAAUGCAUAGAGUGCAUGGAGCUGCAAAUCGGCAACGGCACGACCCUUCGGUUCCGCUAUUUUACAAAGGAGGAGAAGCAGCGAAUGGAGGAAGACAACUCCGAGCCGUUUCGCGAGUUCCGGCCAUUGACCGCGGAGGAGCUCGGUAUAGACUUUUUGCCAAAGUCACAAGGCAGUCGGAGCGGUAGUUUUGUUGGUUUGUAUAAUUGUCGCUUCGGGCACGUUCGUCUUCGUGCUUCUGUUUGUUAUUGUUUCCAUUGUGUUGCAUGUGAAUGUCGUUGAGUAGCCUUACUUGGAGCAGAAUGUUUGCGUGAUAAGUCCUCGUCAAAUUAAUGUUCAGAUUCCCUAAUGUCCACCACGCAAGCGACGACCACUUUCGAAGCAGCGGGUGGCGCAACGGAACAGAAUGCAGGCAAGGAGAGAACCCCGGCGCGCUCAUCGGCCAGCGCAAGUUCUGCGUCCUCAGCAAGCGGCUUUGGCAUGAUGGAACACGAGGCGGAAUUGGAUACCGGUCAGGAAGAAGAAAUUGCCGCUGGCCCCCCUACGAAGAAGCGGAUCAUUGCAGCACCGGCACAGGAACCAGGAGGUGUUCUACUUAAGUGUUUUGGAUAGCGGGGCUGUUUGAUUAUGCUAGCAGGCGUCAUUGGAAUCUGUCCGUGACCGUGUCAUGCAAUGGAUAUUAUAUGUGGUUGCAGAUAUUUUCGCUUUCUUCACCUUUUCCUACGGACAGAGUAAAACAUUUAAAUUCGUAGGUAAAGAUGGUGCAGAGAUCACUUGGACUGGCAAGACCAAGACUGCAGCGCAAACGACACCGCGGCAUGCUACAAACCAAGAGAUUCCAAAAUCAAGCCGAUCCGCGCGUCGCGAGCUGGGAUCUGCGCCGAGGACAGCCAAGAAAGCAGCAAAAUGGGAAAGGGGAGAUCGUACUUAUACAAAAAUAAAAAUGAUUUUCGUUUUUCUGCUUGCAGCUACCGCACGCUUUCUACUGACAGAGCCUCAGGCUGUAGUGCAUCGGAGGUAUCAUGGUAUACGCGUGUAGUUCAUGGGUUUUGGUUCCCACCGCCUUCUCAUGGCAUUGGCAUAAAACGCAAAAUACAAAAAACAGGUUCCCGCGCAGCUUUGGCGCAAGAGCUAGAUGAAAAGUGUGACAGGGAGGCGAGGGUCAGGAUUGUCAACACCGUUCACAAGCGGAUGGCCGGACAAAUCGUCCGAAAGUGUCAUGUGUCGCAUAGAGAACUGCAAGAUGCGGAACGAGCACGGGAGGACCGGUUUCGUACGGAUCUGCGCGUAGAAAUGGGCGGAAAACGGGGUAAGAAGCCAGGAGGAAGGGUCGCAGACACAACGCCAGUCGGGCAUUUGCGGCCGGAAAGGAACGACUCCGAUGCACAGGUUCGCUGCGAUUAUUUCAACCAAUCUCUACGAGUUGGAAGGCUUUGGUUCCCUCGUGUGCUUGUGCUGCUCAAAUCCCGUCGAGUCGAGUGGAAGCUUGGUCCCUGUGAACUGUGCCAGAAUUGCAGACGUUGCGUUCAGAUUCACCGUAGAGUUGCAUCAGUUCUUGUAGAUAUUUCUGUAGAGCACACAAAAACUUGAACAGGUAGUUAGCGGAAACGCAGAAGCCGCGCCGCGGAGUGCAAACCCACGAACGCUGUGGCUGGAGCAGCGCAAAUAUGAAUCAGCUCGUUUUGAUCGGUGGGCGAUCCAAUGGGACGAGUACGAACAGAUGGUGAUCAAUGCGUUGCGGCGCUCCUGGGGAUUCGGGUCAACAAGUGCCGCGACUGCCGUGAACCCAGACCAAGUCCUCCAGCUUGCUGAUUUUCUGCACAGGCACCACAUUUCUCGUCCGGAUGGAACUGCAAUCGAUGCGGAAUUCGAACGGCUUUUCCCCACGCACGAGGACUUGUUGAAUAGUCUACAACACAUCCACCUGCAUCCCUACGACAGCAACGCGCGGCACAAGGGCGAGUACACGCAGAGCUUUCUCGAGGAGGUCGCAGGCCUUUAUGGUGCCAGUGCCUCGUCUACAAGUCCGCCAGCGCCCGCGACCGCUUCAGCCGCAUUUUACGAACCAAAAGUGAUUGCUCAUAAGGUCGAGUCAAUUGUUUUUAUGUCGUGGUUUAUACUGCUGGCGAUGGUCGCAGUUCCAGAGGCGUCGCAAUCUAAGCACGACAACCUCCUCGCAAUGAAGUCGCUGUGGUACCAGGCGGUCGAGAAAAAGGGCGACGGCGAUAAGAUGUAUUUUGAAGGAAUGCUUGUGCAUGUGAAUUGCAGCUCCAAAAACACGCACUUUAACAUGAUUUGA